AUGGCCUGUUGGGAUGGAAGGCUGACCGUGUCCCAGUGGCCCUCAGGAAUGCCCGGAAUGACCGCCACCUUUAUUCUAAUUACUUCUCCCGCUCUCAUCGAGCUGCCAGCUGCCCGUCCUCCGGCCUUUAACUCCCCUCCGGCCGUCCAGCCGUUAGACCCGGUCACCAUGAGCCUCCGGGCCUCCCUGGCCCUGUUCGCCUCUCUGAGCGUGCUCCACGGGGGCCGCGCCCCACGUCCCUUCUCCUCCGAGGAGCCCGGCUGCUUCAAAGUCAACGACUGUAAAUGCAUCAUGAAGGACGGCAGCGGGGUGGUCAACCUGAAGGCCAUGGGGGACGUGGACGGCUUCCUGGGGCACCUGAGGCCCGUGGGGGCGGAGAAUCUGCUCUCCUUCAGCCCCUGCCAGCACUUCUCCCAGCCCGAGGACUUCAGAGGCAGCGACUGCACCAACGUCGCCGUGUGCCUCGUUGUCAGGUCUCAAGGGCUCGGUGGAUACAUCAGCCGCUAUAUCAGCUACGGAAAACACGAAGGGAACGUAUUCCAUUACAACCACACCCUGCAGGUGCUGUCUGUGUCCUACUUUGCUCACAGUGACCAGCCGGAGACCAUCGUACACUACCACUGCAGUCCAGAUCAGCCGGUGUCCAGCAUCCGGGACCAGAGCCUGCUGGCUGACCGGCCCCUGCAGAUCUGGGUGGACAGCCCCUGUGCUUGUCCAAACCUGUGUGCGAUGGGAGACCUGGGUCUGGGCACCAUCUUCCUCAUCGGCCUCUCCCUGAGCGCCGCGGCCUACUUUGUCCUCGGGUCCUGUGCGCUGCGGCCCUUUCGGAGCAGCAGCGGGGUGCAGAUGUCCCCGGAGCACAGCGUGUGGUGCACCAUCUGCUACCUGUGCAGCGAGGGCCGGCCCACCCAGCCCACCCAGCCCACCCCACGCCGACCAGCACUGACCUCCGGGGGGCUGGACAGGGCCUCGGCCCGCCGGGCGACCUUAACCUGA
This is a messenger RNA of Menidia menidia (Atlantic silverside), 996 nucleotides long. NCBI's taxonomy places the organism in Eukaryota, Metazoa, Chordata, Actinopteri, Atheriniformes, Atherinopsidae. The record is from the annotation of a GenBank genome assembly.